Messenger RNA from Oncorhynchus masou masou (cherry salmon), 5651 nucleotides. It is a transcript of the gene adamtsl3, whose product is annotated as ADAMTS-like 3. Lineage: Eukaryota; Metazoa; Chordata; Actinopteri; Salmoniformes; Salmonidae. Gene Ontology annotation, biological process: extracellular matrix organization. The record is from RefSeq and is a predicted model, not a curated record. Gene Ontology annotation, cellular component: extracellular matrix.
GUUGCGGUUCUGAAAUCGGGGAGGGUCGCGCCGGGUGGAAAUCAGGUUUGAGGAAUCAGUGGGAUAUGUUGAUCUGUACAUGAGCGCAGCGCAUUCUUCCGAAAGAAGGCUGCACCUCACCAACACAUAACAGCACGUUUAACCGCGGAGCGAAGAUGAAACCACUCCUGCUCCUGCUCUGGGAGACUGGGCUUGCUCUCUCUCUGCUCUACUCGACUGCACAGUGUGGAGCGACCCAGAGCCAGACCCAGGGUGCUGUGUUCCUGCCUGAGUUUGCUCUGUCCCCUCAGGGAAGUUUCCUGGAGGACGCUACCGAGGACCAGUUCCUUACCUACAGAUACGACGACCAGGCGUCUCGUAUGACUGGAUCAGAUGAGGAAGGGGACAGUGGCUGGGAUGCUUGGGGCACCUAGGACUGCUCACGCACCUCCUAUACGAACUGUGAAGGCAAGAAUAUCCGCUACAGAACGUGCAGUAACAUGGACUGUCCGGUCGAGUCGGGAGACUUCCGAGCCCAGCAGUGCUCCGCCCACAAUGACAUCAGGUACCAGGGAAUGGUCUACGAGUGGAUUCCCGUGCCCUAUGAACCCUCGGCUGCGUGCGCCCUGCGGUGCCAGGCGCGGGGGAGGAGCCUAACGGUGGAGCUGGCGCCUAAGGUUCUAGACGGAACACGUUGCCGGGCCGACGCCCUGGAUAUGUGCAUCAGUGGGGUCUGUCAGGAGGUGGGUUGUGACAGACAGCUGGGCAGCGGUGCCAGGGAAGACAACUGCGGUGUGUGUGCCGGCGAUGGUUCUACUUGUCGGCUGGUCCGGGGCCAGGCGCUGCCUCACGUCUCACCGGAAGAACCUGUGAAGACAGUGCUUGAAGUCCCCUUGGGAAGCAGGAGUUUGAGAGUCAUCUCCAAGGGACCUGAUGUCAUAGUAAUCGAGACCCAGUCUCUGCAGGGUCAUAGAGAGGAGCACAGUCUGGUCUCUCCCGGUUCCUACAUCAUCGGCAACACCACCGUGGACUACCAGAAAGGGACAGACAGACAGACGCUCAGGACACAAGGACCUCUGGGAGCCGAUUACAUCAUCAAGGUGAAAUAUGCUGCUCCGAAGGACACGAUGGUCCAGUUCCUGUUCUAUCAACCAAUCAGGUACCAGUGGAGAGAGACUGACUUCUUCCCCUGCUCUGUCACCUGUGGAGGAGGUUACCAGCUGAACUCAGCAGAGUGCACAGACAUCAGGUCCAGUCAGGUGUUACCAGAGCAACACUGUAACAGCUACCCUGAGAACACCAAACCCACGCCCAAACUCAAGGAGUGCAACAUGGACCUCUGUCCUGAGAGUGAUGGCUUCAUAGAGGUGAUGCCUUAUGACCACUUUCAGCCUCUGCCACGGUGGGAGCAGGGUCCCUGGACGGAGUGUUCAGUGUCGUGUGGGGAGAGCGGCGGGCUGCAGGAGCGCAGCGUGGUGUGUGUUGAGGACGACGACCACGGACAGAUCACUCAGGUGGAGCAGUGGAAGUGCACACACUCCCCUCGGCCAAUCACGCAGCAGAGCUGCAACAGCUUCACCUGCCCACAGUGGGUUGCCAUGGAGUGGUCUCAGUGCACAGUGACAUGUGGCCGUGGGUUGCGGUACAGAGUGGUCCUGUGUAUCGACCACAGGGGACAGCACACUGGUGGCUGUAACACAUCCCUCAAACCACAUAUCAAAGAAGACUGCCUGGUACCUGUCGCAUGCCACAAACCCAGAGAGUCAGUUCCUGUGGAGGCCAAGCUACCCUGGUUAAAACAAGCCCAGGAGCUGGAAGAACAACGCACCGCUACAGAAGAACCAACGUUAAUCCCAGGGUCGUGGUCUACCUGCAGCGUCACCUGUGGGCUCGGCAAACAGACACGGGAGCUGAAGUGUCGUGUCCUCCUCUCCUUCACCCAGACGGAGGUAGACCUGCCCGAGGAGGAGUGCGGUGAAGAGCGGCCCCAGCUGGAGAGGCCCUGCGAUGGGGGAGCCUGUACUCUAGGCCCAGGCUUCUCUCCUGACCUCCAGGAUCCUCAAGGCCCUCACACCCAGGGUGAGGAGCCCCACCACUGGGACUACAGGGGCUUUAGUGGCUGCUCGGCCUCCUGUGCUACAGGGAGACAGACAGCAGUGGUCAGGUGUGUGAGUCGGGAGAGAGGAGGAGAGGAGGUUGACGAUUCUCUCUGUGACCCCUCUAGCCGCCCUCCAGUCAUGGGCCGCAUCUGCAACCCCGAACCGUGUCCCCCAAGGUGGGAGGUGACAGCGUGGACUCGUUGCUCUGCGUCGUGUGGGGUGGGCAUCCAGACCAGGAGUGUGUUCUGCAUGCAUGUGCUCUCCGUAGAGCAGCAGGAUAGUGUGAGUGUGUCAGAGAACGAGUGCAGGGAGUUCAAGCCGCCCAUCCUUCAACCCUGCAACCAGGUGGACUGCCCUCCAGCAUGGGAGACUGAGCCCUGGCAGGAGGUAUGGAGGAGAGGCCGUUGUUGCUCUGUAUCCUGUGGUCUGGGGAUCCAACGUAGGGAGCCAGUGUGUCGGAGGUUGACCUCAGCUGGACAGCAGGUGAUGCUGGCUAGGAGGCUCUGCGACGGCCUCUCCUCUCCACCCCUGGUCAGGACAUGCCGAAUGAUCACCUGCCCUAAGCAUAAGACAGAGAUGAACCCCAGACAGCUUGUGAAGGAAGCAUCCAGAAUCAACCAGCAGCCCACAAAGGAGACAGGGAAGGAAGCAUCAAAGGAAACAAUCAAGGAGCCAGUAAAGCGUUGUCCGUUGAUUCUAGGCUUGAGUCGUAUCUACAUCCAGACCCGGCAGGAGAAACGCCUCCACCUGACCAUCGGUGGGCGUGCUUACCUCCUUCCAAAAACCUCCCUGAUCAUCAAAUGCCCUGUCCGGCGCUUCCAGAAAGCCUACAUCCGUUGGGAGAAGGACGGCCGCCCCCUGCCCAGUUGCAAGCGUCUGGGCGUCACCAAAUCUGGUUCUCUAAAGAUCCACAGCCUAGGAGUCGUGGACAGUGGGGUGUACGUGUGUAUCGCUGGCCCCGCCUCAGACACAUUCACCCUUAAACUGAUUGGCAGCGACAGCAGACUGAUCAACCGACCGUUUGAAAACGAAUCGGACCCCGAACCUGGCCUAGACCUGACCAGGAUUCAACCAGGAUUCAACCCUCAGGACUGGGACCCCCAGGGUCUUCCUCACUGCCUCCCGUUUACCCCCAGCCUCAAAGGUCCCAGUCUGUCUCUGCUGCCCGGUGGUGUGGAGGCCUCGGUGCUGCAGGUGCAGGCGGGGGCCUUGGUGCUGCAGCCCUGGAGCCUGGAGGAGAGGGUGAGGAACGUGAGUCUGCAGGCGGAGAUGGGAGAGAUCAGCCAGGAACAAGCUUCUCAGAUCAUCUACACCCUCAUCACAGAGAUGUCUGGAGGCCAACAGGCCUCCACAGAGCAGUGGAAAGGGACCAAGGAGGAGACGGGGAACCCAAAAGACCGGACACCAAACUCGUCAGAGUGGUCGGCUAGUAGCUUCAAGAGACCAGUGAUCAUCCGACAGAGGCAGAACCCCUCGAUGACCUUCCAGAGGAGUCUGAACAUCAGUGUUGGCCAGACAGCCUUCCUGACCAACGCCACGCGGCAGCUGUACCUGCUCUGCCCCUCAAAGGGCAUCCCGCAGCCCCAAAUCACCUGGACCAAGGACGGAGUAGAGCUACAACUGACUGACAGGGUACACUGGGAUAUCUCUGGCGGACUGCAUAUCUCUAGUCCUGGGCCGGGGGACAGAGGGGUGUACAGGUGCACAGCCUCAAACACCCACGGUUCAGCCUCAGAGAGUACACAGCUGCUGUUAGCUGAGCCUCCUGUGAUAGCUGUGUCGUGGAGGAACGUAUCGGACAAGGAAGCCCCCAGUGUGAGGGCCGUGGUGGGGGGACGGGUCAGUCUACGCCCUGGGGCUAACCUAACUCUAGACUGCCCCGUCACAGGUGUGCCUCAGCCUACAGUAACUUGGCAGAGGAAGGAGGGUGUGUUAGAUGUCAGCGUGGCGGUACCCCUGCCCUCUGGUUCUCUGUGGCUCCAAAACGUCACUCUCCAGAGCCAAGGCACCUACUCCUGCAUGGCUGCCAACCCCAUAGGAAAAUCCACCGCUUUCACUGUUCUCCAUGUCACCGGUCCAGCUCCAGACACAGCUCCAGGCAGAGGUUCUACAAUGUCCCAGCAGUUCAAGGAGCUGAGCAGGAGGAGAGUCCUCAUGGCUUCACGCAUGGGAACCACUGUGACCAUCAGACCUGGAGAUAUCCUACGCAUAGGAUGCCCAGUGGUUCCAGACCAUAGAGGGCCUGUCCGUUGGGACUACCAGAACCACACUCUGAAGGAGUCCACCUGGACCGGACCAGACUUUGCCGCAGGACAUAGGCUGGGUCCUGGGCAGAAUCAGGGUCUGGGUUCUGGUCUGGGUCUUCAGUACCGUAUACUGGUAGGAGGUCGUGUUCUGGAGGUGAACACGGUGCAGGGAAGGUUCUCUGGACACUACCGGUGCCAGACCCCCAUCCACGACAACACACAGCUGCUGUCUGCUUGGAUCCACGUCCAUGCUGAAGAGUUUGCGUGGCGUCUUGGGGACUGGACGGCGUGCAGCGCCUCGUGUGGGGACCGGGGGAUGAGGACACGGAGGGUCCGCUGUGUCACGCCAGAGGGACGUGAGGUCACACCCUCCAUGUGUCAACACCUCGACAGACCUGUCUCCUCACAGCUGGCCUGCAACCUGCAUGACUGCCCACCCAGCUGGGUAGCAUCCGUGUGGUCUAAGUGUUCCACUUCCUGUGGGCGGGGCUGGAGACAGCGGCAGGUGUCCUGUGGGCAGGUGGAGUCGGGGGGAGCGGUGAGGACGCUAGCGCCAUCUGUCUGUGGGAGGAACACACGGCCUGCAGACAGACAGGAGUGUACCUGCGACAACUGUCCAGCCUGGGUUACCAGCCCCUGGGGAAAGUGCUCGGGGAAAUGUUUGGGUCCCACCCUCACAGUCCAGAAGAGGUCGGUGAUAUGUAGACAUGUCAACGGCACCACACACCCUGACUGUGACCCCAGAGAAAGGCCCGUCUCAGUGCGUAACUGUUCAUCGGAGCUGUGUGACGUACACUGGCGUGUGGGGCCGUGGCGAGCAUGCACGGCAGCCUGUGGCAGCGGGUUUCAGUCUCGCAGGGUGGACUGUGCCCACCUCAGGAGUGGCAGAACCCUGGCAGACCAACACUGCACCUGGCACAGACGCCCAGCCACCUGGCAGCACUGUAACGCCACCACCUGUGGAAGUGAAUGUAAAGACACCACCCACUACUGUGCCGUGGUGAAGAGGUUAAAGCUUUGCCCCAUCGACAUGUACAAGCAGAGGUGUUGUGAGUCCUGUUUACAGGAGGAUGGCUCCACCUAGUGUUCUAGGAGGAAGUUGCCCCUAGAUGCUGGUCUUGGGUUAGUUUUGCAUUUCCUCCACUAGGGGUUAAGGCUGGGAAUAGGGAGGGGAAGCUGAUCCUAGAUCUGUACCUAGAGGAAACCCCUGAGCGUUGAGACACAGUGUGGACAACAUAACUCUUGGAAGCCAUAGAUGGAUGGAUGGAGGGAUGGAUGGAGGGAUGGAGGGAUAGAUUGAAGGAGGGAUGGACAAAGGAGGGAUGGA